Messenger RNA from Colletotrichum graminicola M1.001, 846 nucleotides. RefSeq lists its product as uncharacterized. The coding region runs from base 1 to 846 and encodes 281 amino acids. The record is from RefSeq and is a predicted model, not a curated record. The transcript is spliced from 2 exons. Gene Ontology annotation, cellular component: cytosol. Gene Ontology annotation, biological process: TOR signaling. NCBI's taxonomy places the organism in Eukaryota, Fungi, Ascomycota, Sordariomycetes, Glomerellales, Glomerellaceae.
AUGAACCACAUAACUUCCCCCAACGAGCCAUUCCCUACCCCCUCCGCCCUCGCCGCGGCCACGACAACCCACACCCAGCGCAAUUUCCGCAUUGCCUCCCGCAAGCUUCCCAUCUCCAAGGCCGGGCCCAUCGACGAGAUGACGGCCUCACUUGGCAUCCCGGUCCCCGAGAUGAUAUUCGGCGACAACCUCGUCUCCGUCUCCCACGUGCCCACAGGCUGGUCCGUCUCCUUCAACGCCUACGACGCACUCGACGCCGUCGACAAGACGGACAAGAAGAUGCUCAAGGUCGCCUACGCUCGGGACUGGUCGUCGAGUAGGGAAAAGACGAGCGCGGGGAUCAAGGAGGUCGUCAAGCCGUACGACUGGUCCUACUCGACCGAGUACCGCGGCACCCUGCAGGAGCCCGACGCCCCGGGGCAGAAGCUGGAGGAGACGACGACGCGGCAGAUUCCGCUCGAGCUGCUCAAGCGCCGGGACCCGAUCCUCUUCUUCGACGACGUGGUACUCUUCGAGAGCGAGCUCGACGACAACGGCAUCUCCAUCGUCAGCGUCAAGGUCCGCGUCCACGAGAAGCGCAUGUUGCUGCUGUGCCGCCUGUUCAUGCGCCUCGACAACGUCAUCGUGCGCAUCCGGGACACGAGGGUGUACGUCGACUUUGAGACGGACGAGGUCAUCCGGGAGUACACAGCCAAGGAGGACACCUUCGACAGCGUCAAGCGGUCGCUGUUCAUGGAGGGCAGGCUGCCGGAUGAUAUCACCAUCGCGUUGCGGGACCCGAACCUGCUCUACAACCUGCUGCCGACGGUCGAGCAGACGGUGCAGAGCGUUUCCCUGAAGCAAUGA